Messenger RNA from Mya arenaria, 5847 nucleotides. RefSeq lists its product as uncharacterized. Bases 299 to 5095 code for a protein of 1598 amino acids. The transcript has 16 exons. The record is from RefSeq and is a predicted model, not a curated record. Gene Ontology annotation, biological process: positive regulation of DNA-templated transcription. Gene Ontology annotation, cellular component: SWI/SNF complex. Lineage: Eukaryota; Metazoa; Mollusca; Bivalvia; Myida; Myidae.
GAAUAUUUCGCCGGGAUCUGAAUGAUUCUAAUUAGAAUACGCCCAUAUCGAGAUCACACAAAACCUCUGACCUCAGCUUUUUACUGCCAGUGUACUGUUUGAGUGAUGUUAUUGGUACAUAGAAAAUGUCGAGCUGAUGAAAUGAACUACUUUUCAACAUUUGCCCACGAUAACAUGAUAAAAUUGACAAAAGACGCAAUUAAAGCACCAAUUAGGUCACAUAAAUGCCUACUUUCCAGAUGAUCAGAGAUGUAGAAGAGAAUCAUCAUGUAGAUCUAAAUGAUUAUUACACUUGAACAUGGACAAUGGUGAUGCCUUUCUGGAUGACAUAGAUGCAACUGAUUUGUUUGGAACCCAGAAUGAUGGCAAUGGGUCAGUGUUCAACUGGGCAGAUGAGUUUCUCAAUGACGACCACGAGAUGGGUGCGAGUUCUGUUGCCACGGAAUUGGGUAACCUCUCUCGGAAUGUAAACCCAUCCACCCUCCUCACAAGCGCCCCGGUGUAUGGGGCAGGCACAAGCUUACCCUCACAGAAUGUAUCCACCUCUGUUGUUAUGGGACAUGGUAAUUUGGGGCUUACAGCAGUCCUGGGGCAGUCGGGUGUGGUCACCUCCCAGCAACAGGCCCAGGGGUUAAGUAGCCAAAUAUUACAGCCAGGAGCUCUGAUCGUGAAGACCGCCUCAGGUCAACAGAUCCAAGUGAACAGACAGACGCAGCUUCAACUUCAAGCCCAGUUACUACAGCAACAACAACAACAGCAGCAACAAAUGUCCACAGGUUUUAACCAGCCAACUAUGCUUGGUCGCUCAGUAACUCCCAACUCUGCCAGUGGUAGCAUGGGACUGACUUUUGCAGCUAACAAUGUGUCUCAGACAAUAAGUCAGUUGAAGAGCGCAAGCCCCGCACCAAACAUGAACAUCCUCCAACUCCCUGCUCAAGUCCAUAAUCAACAACAGCAGCAGCCUCAGCAACACCAGCAGUUCCAAAUUGCCCCAGGCACCAUUCUACAAAUUCCGUCCUCUCAGACACUAGGUGGUGCCUCGCAAUCAAUCAGUGGUCUUGUGCAAGGAGGAGCAUUGAUAGGGACGCCACAGCAGCAGACUAACUUAGUGAACAAUCAGAACUCAGUAAUUCAGAACCCAAACAUUGUGAAUGUAAACUUUAAUCAGCCACAGAUGCUGCUGAAUAGCCAGACGCAGCAGAGAUCAAAUCUGAACAUCACCAACAUUCAGACCCCUACCCACAGUCCCUUCAAUAUACAAGGAACACUGAUUCGGACUGCUGAAGGCAAAAGUAUUCUAAUCCCGAGCCAGAAUCUUGCUCAUCCGAUCAACAUACAGGGUUUGUCUCUGGGAACACCACUAGGUCAAACUGCCAUACAACAACCCCAGCAGACUGCCAACAUGCUCGUACAGCAACAACAACAGCAACAGGUGGACAAUAGGACCAACCAGGGUGGAUUACAGCAGUUUGUUGUGAACCACCAAGGUCAGCAGCUAGUCCUGCAGCGAGCAAACACAGGUGUGUCAGUCAGCCAGCCCCAGAAUAUUGUGGUCCGAACAGCCGCGGGUCAGUCCAGUAUUGUCCAGAUACAGCCAAAUACUCAACAGAUACAGUCAAAUGUAGGCCAGUCCCUACAUUUGGUUAAUCCGACAGGAGGCCAGACUGCAGGUGUUCCCAUGGUAAACAUAGGAGGCCAGAACAUUCCCCUCUCACAGAUCACAAGUCAGCUGUCAAACCUACAGCAGCAGCAGCAACAACAGCAGCAGCAACUGACUAUUCAGCCAUCUACAUCAAUAUACGGGCAGUUGACCUUGAACUCAACUCAGACCAGCUUGCAAGGUCACAGUCAACAAGUAUUGCUACCCAACCCUGGGAUUGCCACACAGAGUACCAAUAGUGUUGAGAAUCAGACUAAAUUGAUUCUGCAACAGAUCCAUGAGAGUUUGAAGAAAUCCCAAGCUCAGACCAAUCAGGCAGUUUCUAAUUCCCUUCAAGCAUUUUCAUUGGCUCAUAGCCAAGCUCCGCCCAAUAUGAGUGUGACAAAUAUUAAACAGGAGCCUGGGAUUCAAGGGAAUAGGGUGCUUACGCAUACAUUUGUGCCAGCCACUUCUGUAAAGACUGAGUCAAAUAUGAUAGAAAGUUUGAUAAAGCAAGAGGCUGAUGUUAAACCGACGUGCCUUAACACUGCUUCUGGUCAACAAGGGACCAAUUUUCAUCAUUUGUUGACUAACAAUGUGCAAAAUACCCAAGUGACUACAACUGUGUCCAAUUCCACAACCCAGAUGUCACUUUUUAUCAUGUCCAAUAGCUCUAAUGUGAUGAAUAACUCCAUGACUUCCAUAUCAAGUGCCUUGAAUGCAAACUCAUCCAUGACACAGACUUACAGUGCAAGUGCUGGCGGAAAUGUGAGCUCCUUGGGCCAGACAACACAAGUAGUUCAGGGAAGACAAUUAGUAGGGGGAACAACUACUCAGACCACAAUUCAGCUUCCCUCAGAGCUGCAAGAACAAUUUCAGAGAGUUCAAUUUGAAAUGCAGAAAGUUCAGGCGUCUGCAACAAUGACACCUGAGCAAAAGCAGCAGAGGUUGCAACAGUUUCAGAUGCUUCAGAAAAAGAUAUUGCUUAAAGGGCGUGUGUUAUCAACUAAAUCUGAACCUAGCCAGCUUCAACAAACUUUGACAGGGACCACACUAUCGAGCUCAACCUCUGGAGCUCCAAUUGUUUGUAGUUCUUUGCAAUCCAGUCAGUUAAUAGGGCAGCAAAGCUCUAGUCAGAAUUAUCAGGACAUAGUGCAGAAUAGCCAGAUAUCAAAUCAAGGGAUCCAAUUAGGCCAGCAAGCUUCUCUUAGUCAAAUGGUCGCAAAUCUGACGAAGCCAUCAUCUUCCAAAGGCCAUGUUGCCACCAUCUUGCCCUUACAACAGUCAGCCCUCCCAGUUAGUCUCGCACCCCAGGCCAUGUCUACUGCAGUGGUUACAGUCACCUCAGCAGCGGAGGGGACAGGGCAGACAGCUCUGCAGACAUCUACCACUGCAACAUCUGGGGGCACUCAAGUGGCAGUUCCUACACAAAUUAAGAUAGCAGACAAGAUGUUGACGUUGAGCCUAACCCCUGCUCAGAGGGAAAAGGUUCAGUCGUAUUUGGACAUGAUGACGCCAGAACAACAACAGCAGUAUCUACAGACACAACAACAUGUGCUACAGAGGAUACAGCGCCAGCAGGAGCUGAAUGCCCAGAUCCGAGCCCAAGUUGAGGCCCAGAAGAAGCUAGCAGCAGCCAACAGUCAGAGCCCGAUACCCAGCACAGUAAAUGUGGGCAGCAGUGGGAGCAGGCUGGGAACAAGUUUCUCGCAGGUCGAGACAAUGACCAGUGCACCCCAAAUCCCGACCCCUGUUGCAACCUCGAUGAUACCUGAUUUAAAGACCAUUCCUAUCCCCAGUACCCUUGUGUCGGUCAAGUCUUCUCCCUCUGCUAGUGGGGCCAUUCUAAAUCGGGGAACCAAACGAUCAUACUUGGACAUUCCUAAAGGCACACUGAUCAACCAGCAGAUUAGACAGGACCAAAAUCAUGCAGUUGCUCCAGAUGUGAAGCGACCAUUCCAUUCUUGGGAUGAUGCAUGUAGACGUCUCCUGCGUUAUCAUGUGUUCCAAUCUUAUGGACCAAGUCCGAAAGAGUUUGAAAGAUUUGAUGAGGCCAUGGAAGACAUCUCUGUGGACUUGCUGACAAAAAAAGACACGAUGAUGGAGAAAUUCCGAAUGCUGCUUCUACAAGAAACUAUACGAACGAAACCUUCAUCUGAGUUGGUCAUGCUUCAACGAAUGCAGAAUCAAGAACUGAGAAAACUCCUCGAGGAAGAAAAGAAACAGUCAAUUAUUGAUCCUGAUUCCUUUACUCCGAUGCCAAUGCGCUACUUGGUCAAGACAGAGCGCUCUGAGAGCCAUACAGAUGCUGAGGCCAGUCACAGUGGAAGCCCACCUUCCUUCACAGUAAAACAGGGACCAGUUAACGAAGAGAGCCUGAAUAUGGAUAGUAGCCAUGACAACAGUUCUUUUGAAGAGCAGGGCGAAGGAGAUAUCAAAGUGCGGAAACUUGUCAUCAAGUCUGAUGGCAUGAACUUCAGCAGUGCCUUUAAGAGACAAAGUUUGGACCAAUCUGAAAUCAGUUUUGACCAUAUUGGAGAUAAUAGUGAAAUGGAUGAUAGUUGUUUCUCACCAGCUAAGAGAAGACGGACUACUAUUGAUAGUAAUAGUGCUUAUGAGUCUGCAAGUGCUUUAGAAGAGGAAGAUGAGAAUACUAAUGACUAUUCUGGGCUUGAGGAUGAAACCAGACAAGCAGCCAUAAUGAUUUCCUCUGCGGAUGAAUCGGAAGACACACAGCAGGAAUAUAGUGAGAAUCCAUUCAGUGUUUCACGCCAGUCUAGUAUAGGGAAUUCCCAUCUUAAUGGUAGGAAUUUUGAGCUGUCAGGAGAUGCAUUUGAUUUUAAUGAGAGCUCCAAAAUAGAAAGUGUGCAUAAUAAUAGCAAGUUCUCAAGUUAUGGACCAAACUAUGGUAGUGAAUAUCAACCUGCUAAUUCACCAUUGUCCGAUGAUGCUACUGGUGAUGAUGAUGAUGAUGAUAAUGAUGAUACAUUAGGAAAUAGCGAAGACACUAUGGACAUGUAUCAACCUAUAACAGAGUCCCUUACAGAUAGCGAGGAGAAUUCUUACUAUCCAGGGGAAUCACGUCCCUCCAAACAUGCUAGCAACCUGGCUAAUAAAGAAGGCAAGUUCUCUAGCCAGCUAAGCUAUACAGGCUAUUCUCAAUCUCUCAAUCAGCAAGAUUCUGAUCAAGAUUCGGACCAAGAUGUUAAGGCUCAAAUGGAAAGUGCAAUAAACUCAAUACUUAGUCUAAGUCACACUGUUACAGAUGAUAGUGCUGUUUACCAAUUCAAUCAAUCAAAUGCUUUUCUGCAUGACAAUGACCAAUCAGAUACAUUGUUUGUUGAUCCAAACGAUUUUUCUGAAAAUUUGAAUAGCCAAAUGAAUGGCAAUGCUCAAAUGGGUGAAACUGAAUUCAGUCUGGAUUUAGAUGAUGCUGUAAACAGUAUUCUUACAUGAUCUAAUAUUCAUUAAAUUUACAUACAUAUUUAAUGAUAAAUGAAAUUCCUAAUUCAGCAGAUUUUUUUUUGUAUCUCAAUGAGUUAUAACUUUGACUUGCAUUUUUGGUGAUAAGAAAACUAAAGCCCUAUAUAUUUAAUUCAAUUUCUGAUACAUAAUUAUCAUCGUUUUCUUUAAAAAAAAAUGUUUAUUUUCUGCAUAGCAGUAUUAAACACCUAUCAAAUAAUGUUUCAUUUUAGGUUGUGAUAGAUUUUGUUUGUAUUCCAUUUUUUUUGGCAAAGUUGGUGCAUAUUUGAUCACUGUUGACUUUCGUUGCAAAAAACUAAAGUCAUGUUUGACAUAUAUUUCCUAAAACUACAGACCUUUGUUAUAUGACUAGUUUAUAAAUGUUCAAGAUAUCAUUAUGAAAUAGCUUGCCAAUGUUCCGUCAAAUAUAUUUGAAACUUAAUAUGUAUUAAUCAUGUUCCAGCGAUAUUUUUACAACGAUUUUUAAGUGUCAAAAUUGUGCCAUAAUUAUGUUUCAUAUAUAUCUUUGACUUUGUUUUUAGUGAAUUUUGGCAAAAUGAGUAAAACUUGUGUAUGAAUUUGGUUCCCUUCUCGACAUAUUUUGUAUUUUUGUACUGUUAAAUGUAUUUGUUCAUGACGAGUUUAUUCCCUUGAAAAUAAACUUACUGUGUCAUUAUUUCUUACUAAAGUUCUGCAAGGACUUGAAAUUGUUGAAUUCCCUUUUGUAAAUAAAAAAUGGAAACCUA